AUGCUCCGAGCUGGAACAACCAAAUUGGCCCAGGCGGCUCAAUUGCCCGUGUGUGAGCAACAGCGAGGAAUGGCUACCCUGAAGGACAUCUCAAUCCGUCUCAAGUCCGUCAAGAACAUCCAGAAGAUCACCAAAUCGAUGAAGAUGGUUGCCGCCGCGAAAUACGCGAAAGCCGAACGAGAUCUCAAGGGAGCCAGAGUGUACGGAGUUGGUUCGACGGCGUUUUUCGACAACAUCGACGGGAAAAAGGAGGAGUCCACCGAGCAAAAGAAGAAGCAAUUGCUCGUUUUGAUGACCUCCGAUCGUGGCCUUUGCGGAGCCGUGCACUCUUCGAUUGCCAGGGAGGCAAAGAGCAUCUUGAACAACAAACCGGCCGAUGUUGACUACAAACUCGUGUGCAUUGGUGACAAGUCGCGUGCCGCUUUGCAACGCCUUUUCGCAAAGCACAUCGUCUUGAGCGGCAGUGAGAUCGGUCGUGCGCCACCAACUUUCGAGGAUGCGGCCAUUGCUGCUGAUGCCAUUCUCAACUCGGGGCUUGACUUCGAGGAAGGAAACAUUGUUUUCAACAAGUUCAAGUCGGUCGUCUCCUACCAAACAUCAAAGCUUCCAAUUCUUCCCUUGGAGGCCGUGAAAGCUAAGGAGGCGCUCAACUCUUACGACUCCGUUGAUGAUGACGUCUUGCAAUCGUACACCGAGUACGCUCUGGCUCAGCUUAUUUAUUAUGCGAUGAAGGAGAAUGCCACCUCGGAGCAGAGCUCUCGGAUGACUGCCAUGGAUGGUGCAUCAAAGAACGCCGGAGAGAUGAUUAGCAAAUUGACUCUGGCUUUCAACCGAACGCGUCAAGCUGUGAUUACCCGUGAAUUGAUUGAAAUUAUUUCCGGAGCCGCCGCUGUU
Mesorhabditis belari is the source of this 894-nucleotide messenger RNA. The record is from the annotation of a GenBank genome assembly. NCBI's taxonomy places the organism in Eukaryota, Metazoa, Nematoda, Chromadorea, Rhabditida, Rhabditidae.